Molecule: messenger RNA, 1104 nt
Organism: Malassezia pachydermatis
Lineage: Eukaryota; Fungi; Basidiomycota; Malasseziomycetes; Malasseziales; Malasseziaceae
Exons: 1
Coding region: 1-1104 (367 amino acids)
Source: RefSeq, a predicted model, not a curated record
AUGUCGAAGUGUACGCCGUGCAUCCAGAAGACACUGCUUGCCCUGCUGGCGGUCCUUUCGAUGGCCACAGGUGUGUUUAUUUCUUACAAGGCCAUUCAUGAAAAACCGAAGCCAAACUUUGAGUACUUUAGCAGCCUCUCGCUGACCGACGCUCGCACCGUCCUCGGCCUCGAUCCGCAAAGUCGCUGGAUUCCCGGCCAGGCUGCAUGGACAGAGAAGGCGGAGCAUUUUUUCCUGCUGCUUAUCUACGUGUUUAAGCUGAUGGGCUCGCAGAACGUGGGCCGUGGUGGCUUCAUGUUCAUUAUGUCGAUGUCGAUGCCCAUCAUGAUGUUCACCAUGGUGCAGUCGAUAAAGCCAGACACCAACGUCCUGUUGCGCGGUGUGGCUAUCACGUUGGUGUACUUGUUGGGACAGCUGAUUUGUGUUGGUGCGGCUGUCCCGCUUGUGUACUUGCCCCUUUUCAUCUUUGUUCGUGCGAUGAACUUGAGCAAAGUGUACCCUGAUCGUGCGUUUGGUGAGAAGGCGCCGGGUGUGAUCAAGCUCGUGAAUAUGGUGGCAGGUGCACCGGCGAUUCUUUCGUUCGUGAUCCCUGUGAACCACUGGGCAUGGAUGCCGAUCAAUGUCGUAUUCCAAGUAUUCCCGCUGGUCUUCUUGGGUCUGUCUCUCUACCUGUUUAUGGUCGGCCCACAGCGCUCGGUCACGUCAAGCAAGGUCUCUGUGCUUUACGAGGACAAUAUGCUUAUGUCGAUGGUCAUCUACUGGUACUCCCUGUACAAGCUGGUGCCGUUCUUACGCAUGUACAGGCGUGGUGAGCCCAUUGCGCUAAACGACGGUGAGAAGCUGAUUCUGUGGGACUCGCUGGGUAUGUUCCUGACUCUUAUCUACUUUGUCCUUGUCGAUAUGAUUGCCGACAUCCAGCUGAAGAACGAGACUGGUAAGCCGCUGCAUAGCGCCUCGCCUGUGAAGUGGAUCUUGGGCACGAUCAAGAGCACGCUGAUGGCUCUGGUUGUCGGCCCUGGUGCCGUGAUGGAUAUCUACCUAGCCGCGCGCGAGGACACAGCCACACCCUUGCAUGCCUCUGCUACAGUGCGCAAGCGCCAGUAA